AUGGUGAAUGCAAUCCUGGACGCAAUCCAAGACGCGCCUUUGGGGCAGGCGAUAAACUGGAUCAGCAAAGGCAGACUCUUCGCCUUUCCCGAACAGCACCCUAACUUCUCCAUCCCAUGGGAACAGGCCACCGCAACUGAGAAGGAGAAAGAGAUCGAGACCACCCCAGAUGCAGAUGUCAGCCGCCAAACCAGCAGUGCUACUACUCCACACCCUGUUUCUCGCGAAGCUUCGUACAUCAAUCGCGAGGACAUCGAAGCCCGACACCUGAGCACCAUUCCUACAGCCCAAUCCGCUGCUCGAGGGGAGUUCACAGUCGUCACCACGCGGACACGGACCAGAGAACAGACUCUGCCAUAUUCUCGUGAACGAUUCGAGGUCGAACAAGAAGAGGCCAUCGAGCGCCAACAAAGCAGCAUUAUCGCCCCGCAGAAAACCGCCGACGGCGUCAUUCUCGUGGACUGGUAUACCACCGACGAUCCAGCGAACCCUCAGAACUGGGGAAGCUGGAAGAAAGUCUGGGUCGCCUUCCUCAUCUUCAUGUAUACCUUCGCGGUGUACUCUGCCAGUGCAAUCUAUACCUCGGCGGAGCCCCAAGUUAUGGCCAAGUUUGGCGUCGGACAGAGUAAAGCGAGUUUGGGAUUGAGCAUGUACGUGCUGGGUUACGGCUUCGGACCAAUGAUCUUCUCUCCCCUCUCCGAAAUCCCGGCUAUUGGCCGAAACAUCCCCUACAUCAUCUCCUUUGGCCUCUUUGUGAUCCUUUGCGUGCCUACCGCAUUAGCAAACAGCUACGCAUCCUUACUUGUGUUGCGGUUUCUCACCGGUUUCAUGGGCAGCCCUUGUCUAGCUACUGGGGGCGCAUCCAUGGGCGACAUGUACGGGCUCUUGAAACUUCCCUAUGCCUUAACCGCAUGGGUCGCCGCAGCCUUUUCUGCACCUGCACUUGGACCUCUCUUAUCAGGUUUCUCGGUCGUCGCCGAAAGCUGGCGCUGGGCACUCUGGGAAGUCCUCUGGAUGUCGUCCCCAGUGUUUGUGCUCAUGUUCCUCUCCAUGCCCGAAACCUCUGCCCACAACAUCCUCUUGCGUCGGGCACAGCGUCUCCGAAAACUCACGGGCAACCCGAACUUGAAGAGCCAAGGAGAGAUCGACCAAGGGAGCAUGUCUUUUUCCAAGGUUGCCAUCGAGCAGAUGUGGAAGCCGAUUGAGAUCUUUUUGAAGGACCCUGCGGUCUUCUUCACGAAUGUCUAUACGAGUCUGAUUUAUGGGAUUUACUACUCUUUCUUCGAAGCUUUCCCCCUCGUCUACGUCGGGAUGUACGGCUUCAACAUUGGCGAAUUGGGCAUCGUCUUCGUCUGCAUUGUCGUGGGCUGCGCCAUUGGCAUUGCCAUCUACGUGUCGUACGUCUACUUCUACCUCGAGCCCGACAUCAAGAAGAACGGCCUCCGCGCCCAAGAACACCGUCUCGUCCCGGCUCUAUUUGCCACCACUCUCCUACCCGCCGGGAUGUUCUGGUUUGGCUGGACGUCCACGCCGCACAUCCACUGGAUCGUCUCCAUCAUCGGCAUCACAUUCUACGCCGUCGGGGCCUUUAUCCUUUUCCAGUGCAUAUUCAUGUACCUGCCACUCACCUACCCACAAUAUGCCGCGUCUCUCUUUGCAGCAAACGAUCUGUGCCGGUCCGCCCUGGCCGCGGGGAGCAUCAUCUACGCACACCCGCUCUACGUCAAUCUUGGCAUCGGCCGCGGAAUCAGCGUGCUCGGUGGCCUGCUCUGCGGCGGUGUCAUCGGCAUCUGGGCGCUCUGGUACUUCGGCGGUUCUCUGCGCGCAAGGUCCAAGUUUGCCAUGAGCUAG
Messenger RNA from Cladophialophora immunda, 1851 nucleotides. RefSeq lists its product as uncharacterized. Gene Ontology annotation, biological process: xenobiotic detoxification by transmembrane export across the plasma membrane. Gene Ontology annotation, molecular function: fluconazole transmembrane transporter activity. The record is from RefSeq and is a predicted model, not a curated record. The transcript is spliced from 3 exons. The coding region runs from base 1 to 1851 and encodes 616 amino acids. NCBI's taxonomy places the organism in Eukaryota, Fungi, Ascomycota, Eurotiomycetes, Chaetothyriales, Herpotrichiellaceae.